UACUCCAACUGUGUUCAUUGCUUGUCCGCAGACGAGAAAGUCCACAUGGAGGAGCUUCUCGACUUUUCCUUCGACCACAUCGACAAGCUCGCAGAACGUCGGGGAAAGACGAUCGCAAGAGCUGAGAAGUUGCGUCUUUGGGAGUAUGUGCAGCCGAUGAGGCGCGAACAGCUCUGCAGGGUACCCACGGCUCUGCCCUGGGAAGAAGUACAAGUCAAGCAUUCAACCCGCAGUCGGUCUCUAUCGUCCGGCUCAUUGCACUGCCACAUGACGUUCUCGGGCGUUGGGCUUGCCACGCCCCCACCGCCGCUGUACUCGCUGCGGAAGCCGCUACCACCAACUUUUCGUGGGACAGCCACCUACGAGCCCCCGUACCAGCAGAAGUGCGACCCGAACGAACGCUUCACACUUUCCGAGGAGUGGGACAGUGGUUCACCGCCCCGGAGUCAUGUUGUUUCGGCAACACGUUUCAAGAAAAAGCAAGGCUGGCAGCGACUCCCGGAGAACGUUUUUCAUCAGAAACACUAAGAUCCUUCGAAAGACGACAGCAGUGUCAUGAAGAGGAAUCACAGGCUCCACUCAAGGGGCCUGAGAAGCAACGACCGACAGGAUUCCUCCGACGGUCUCUGCGGAGGGUAGCCACGGCUACGCGGAAACGCGAUUCGCAUGAUGCUGUCAAGACCGAUAUUUAGGGCAUAAUGUAAAUGUUUUAUUCCAGUUUACUUCAGUUUCGACUAAUUUAUCGCUUGCUCUGCGCGAAUAAAUAAUUCCUCCGCUA
Dermacentor albipictus is the source of this 778-nucleotide messenger RNA. RefSeq lists its product as uncharacterized. The record is from RefSeq and is a predicted model, not a curated record. NCBI's taxonomy places the organism in Eukaryota, Metazoa, Arthropoda, Arachnida, Ixodida, Ixodidae.